ACAAGGCUGUUGCUAAGUCCGUGGCGAAGAAAAAGCGUCUGUGGCUAGGCCAGAGUGAGGGGAGCCCGGUGUAGGGACCGGUCCCGGGCUCCGGUAAGAGCCUGUGCGGUCCCUGGUCUGGUCGUCCCCAGCCGCAAGGAUGCUUCUGGGAUUUCAGAGGGGCCGCAAGAGCCAGUUUGUAUCAUUUUUUAUAGAAGCAUAUCGUCCAUGGCCUCCUCCCUGCAGCCAGCAUCGCGCCGAAGCCAGCUGUGCCCCGCACACCUCCUCCUCGCAGCCCUAACCCCUCUCCAGAGAGACCAAGGUGAGUUUCAGAUCUGCUCUGGCUGCAGCCAUCCUGGCAACAACACUGACUGGGCGGACCGUUGCCAUUCCUCAGCCUCGCCAGAGAUCCCGGUCUGAGAGUGAUGCAACGUUCAUUGGAAGGGACAGCUCCAUCGAGCCCUAUGCCACCACCUCAGAGCUGAGGCUGCGACCAGCUUGGCAGAGUGAGAUGGGAAAGGGGACAUCUUUCCCAUCCUUUGAGACGUUGGGGUACGGGGAGGAAGAGGACACUGACACGCACCUGUCAUCCAGCUACAAGGAGUCGGGGGACGUCAGCGCUCAGAGAGACGCGAGAGGACACAGUGAUGCCGUGUACGCUGUGCCACACAGAAAGCAGGUUCCCUUGUCACAUGGGGUGGACAGUGAAGAAGAUGAAAAUAUUUCUGAGCAAGAUGGGUUUCUAGACUCACCUCUUACACCACAGCGCACACGUGAAAAAGCAGAUGGCAAACAUCCUGUUCUGGAUUUAAAGGAUGAAAAACUACCGUUACGUGAAAAGCCUCCACCAUCCCCAGAUAUAACUGGUAGAACACGUCAAAGAUGUCUAGAAAUAACCAAAGAAAAGUUUGAGGAAUUAAAAGAGGAAAAUUUGCGUCUAAACAAUACAAAUCAAACCCUUACCCUUGAACUUAAUGUAAUGAAACAAGCAAUGAAAGAGCUACAAUUAAAACUUAAGAAAGUGGAAAAAGAAAACGGAAGACUCAAAGAGGCUGAGAAAGCACCCUCUCAGGAAGAAGUGGCUGUGCCCGAGUUACUUUAUCUUAGAAAACAAGCUCAAGAACUGGUGGAUGAAAAUGAUGGGUUGAAAAUGACUGUCCAUCGUUUGAAUGUAGAACUGAGUAGAUAUCAAACAAAAUUUAGGCAUUUGUCCAAGGAAGAGAGUUUAAACAUUGACGGCCUCCCAUUAAAGGGCCCUAUACCACCCUGGUUGUUGGAUAUAAAGUACCUGUCGCCAUUGUUGCUGGCUUAUGAAGACAGGAUGAAGGAGAAGGAUGAACUCAAUGCCACCCUCGAGGAGGAAAUGAGGAUGUUUAGGAUACGGGUCCAAGAAGUGGUGAAAGAAAAUGAAGAAUUGCACCAAGAGUUAAAUAAGAGUAGUCCUGUUACGGAUAAGGAAUGGCAAGUGCUUCAGACUCAAGCAGAACUGGUAUUAGAGGAAAACAAGUUGUUGAUAGAGCAGCUGGAGAUUCAGCAGAAGAAAGCCAAGGACGCCCAACAGGAGCAUCUCCAGGAAGUUUCCAAACUGACUAAACAACUUAUGUUUCUGGAGACUAAAGCACAGACCCAGGAAAAGGAGCUCACCGAAAGCAAGGAGCAGCUGAAAAUUUCACACAACAGAUGCCAAGAGUUGAGAACACACUUGGACAGCAAAAUCGCAAUGAAAGUUCAUGAUUCAAUUGUGAAUGAAUUAAAAAGCCAGCUGCAGAAGGAAGAAGAGAAAGGAAGUUCUGAGCUGGAAGAGUUGAUGGAAAAGUUGACAGUCCUGCAAGUACAGAAAAAGAGCCUGCUUUUAGAGAAGAACAAUUUGACAGUUAAAAACAAAGCCCUGGAAGCUGAACUUGAAAUGGCACAGAAAAUAAAUAGGAGAUCUCAGAAGAAAAUUGACACCCUCAAAAAGCAGGUGGAAAAAGCCAUGCAGAAUGAGAUGUCUGCUCACCAAUAUUUGGCCAGUCUUGUCGGACUGGCAGAGAAUAUGACUCAAGAACGUGACGGUCUCAUGUGUUUGGCUAAAUGUUUAGAAAGUGAGAAACAUGGAGUUCUCAACAAAAUAAUACAAGGCAAUAUUCGCUUGGGAAAAUUAGAGGAAAAAGUCAAGAGCUACAAGAAGCAGGCAGCACUGAAGCUGGGUGACAUCAAUCACCGUCUGAUGGAGCAGCAGGAAGACUUUGCUGGCAAGACAGCUCAGUACCAGCGGGAGAUGAGGCACCUCCACCGGAUGCUGCAGGACAAGCAGGAGGUCCUGGAUGAGGCGUUGCAGCAGAAAAGAGAAAUGGAAGGGGAGCUUGAAGUUGUUUGGGAGUCUACCUCCAAGGAAAACCGAAGAAUCCGAGAACUUCUUCAGGCCACGCUGGAGAGGACAGGCAGGUUGGACAACCCCAGAGCGGGCAAGGACCCCUGCCUCGAUGGCAUCUCUCAGGGAGACAUGCUGGAUGGCUGCAGCUUCAGCUGCUAUGACCUGAAGCCUCCUCCAAACCCCCACCAGAGUCUGCGCGAGCCCCUGGGCUAGGCUCUCAUCCAUGAGAAAGGUCUGCCUCACACAGGAAAGAGGAGGGCAGCUCCUACUGCCCAAGAUAAGAGUCAGCUGGGUGGAAAGUGGGACGCAAAAGGCCACCUAGCGCUGCUGUAUUUCACACUGCAGAGCCAAGGAAGAAAUAAACUCACAGAAAUUCAAUCAGUUUUUACAUUUUUGCUUUGUCUUAAAUAUGCUGCUGACAUAUUUUCUAGCUGACACUCAUCCUCUGGCUCGUUGCCACUGAAGUGGGCCUGUGAGACCCAUUUCUCAGUUUUAACAGUGACUUGAUCAGCUGUCCUGUCUCUAGGCUCAUAGCUCUGCCACUGGGAAAUGCCUGGAGGGAACAGAUGGUGGGACUGCUCAUGUUCUGUGUUAGAUAAGUCAGUUUAAUCAGAUGAACCAGUUAAUCAAAGCAGCAGUGAUGGUAAUUGUGCAUUGGCUCUGAAUUUUCCUGUUUAGUACUCAUUUUCCAGUGCUAAAACCUGGUCUAUACAAAACCUAUUCUGCCCUCACUCUCAGUCCUUCUGUAUCCUCCUGGGAAGGUAAUUUAUCCUGGGACCGCAUAGCACCCCCUCCUCGUCCUCUGAGAGGCCUGACUUUGGCACCAGCCAGGGUUCCUGCCACACUGGUACCACCAAGAAGGAUGCCAGGGGCGGUGGCUCCACCCUACUCGGACCAGUUAUCCCAGCCUCUCAGGACCUUGCAAUGGGACUCCAUGGCAGUAAUGCCAUCUCUCUGUGCCAGGCAUGCUGGUGAGCAAUGGGGCAUCAGACCCCAAGGGGCCCUAAAUAAGGAUGGAAGGGGUGGAAUCCUGGAACACAGCCUUUUACAGGUAGCCAAGUCCUGCAUCUUUUCAGAUGUGUAAAUCAACCCCAACUUUGGUCCUUGGUGAUAUAUAAAAGUUACAUCUGUGAUCUUUGAUUGCUGAAUGAAAAUUGAGAUGGAAAAAUCAUAGUUCUUUUAUAGUUUAAUUAGGUUAUUAACAGUUGCACUGUUCUCACUUAAUGUCAUUAUACAAGGGAUAGAAAGACUCACCAGGAGUUAAGACUGUGUAUGAUCUCCAUGGGAGAUGGCCUAGGAGAUAACUUAUAUUAUUUCAGAGGAAUUUAUACCAACUGUCCACCAACCCGAGACAGGCCAAAAGGUGGCAGCAACCCAGAGUGCCUCAUGCCUCCUGGAUCCAUGCUUGGGGUACUUGUGUCAGGGGAAGCACUGUUGUUGUUGUCGUUGUUGUUAGCUGCCUUCAUGUUGGCUCCAACUCAUGGCAACCUGAUAUACAACAGAAGGAGACGUCACCCCCACAAUCACCGGCGUGUUCAAGUCCCCACCAUUGUAGCUGUCAUGCCAGUACACCUCACCAAGGUCCCUGUCACCCUCGCGGGCCUGCUACAUCACCAAACAUGAUCUCCUCAUCCAGCGGUUGAGCCCUCCUGAUGAUGUGUCCAAGGCAAGCAGGUCAGAAAAUGUUCUGUUUUGAUCUGUAGGCUUUUCAUUGGCUAAUUUUUGAACGUAGAUCACCAGGCCUUUCUUCCUAGUCUGUCACAGUCUGGAAGCUCCACUGAAACGUGUCUACCAUGGGUGACCAUGCUGGUAUUUGAAAUACCAGUUGAAAUACCAUUAGCAUAGCUUCCAGUAUCACAGCCACCACAACACGACAAAUGGACAGACGGAUGGUAGCUUUAUAACUCAGAGAAUCACUUUUGUCAUCCCUGUCUUUUUCCCGCUUUUUAUGAGAACACUUUAUUCCCUUUUGAGAAGUGAACAUUUUCACUUUUCUGUUCUAAAACCAUUACAUGUUACAACUGUGCUUUGCAAGCUCUGUAACCCCUGGCCUGCGUCAUGCCCAGGGCAAGGGUGGGGGUCAUGAAGCACCUGGUCUUCAUGUCCAAGUGAAGAUGCACCAGCCACCAACCCCCUGCAGGCUGCUGUAGGGCUUGGGCAGAUGAGCUCACAGCCCAGAAUGCUCAGAAUGCAGAGAAAGCCAAGGCCGCUGAGAGGCCCAGGGAACUCGGACAGAAGCAGUUGGGAUGGCUUCAUGGGGCAGCUGGUAUGUGCUGGGCCUUGCAGAAUGGACAGUGUUUCAGGAGCUGGAGAAGGUCAGUGAGGGAUGCCGUGAACAGAGGGGAGGACUCAGGAACAGCAGAUGGGUUGUUUGCCUGGAAGUUGAGUAGGAAAGACGAUCAGACUGGACCAAGGAGAGAGUGGAUUGCUGGGAGGCGGUAAGUUCCACUUCCUCCUGCAGGACAUGGUUUUGUUCUUAUUUGGUCCUGGUGAGGAUUUGUAUGGCACUGGGAAUUCCUAAUGGGGUUGAGAGUAACUAGUCACACAGCUAUGAAGCGUGACCUAGGAACGCAAGUCAGCCGCACUGGCUUUGGCAUUAUUUAAAAGCAGCCAUGGGGAAGUAAGGACCGAGUGAAGAGAGUGGGCUGGGGCACACACGUCAUCGGGGUGCGACUUGGGCGUGAGACCAGGUGAGAAGGGUGGUGGGGUCAGAAGUGACACCUUAGCCCCGCAACCUCUGAGAAGAAUGGGAGAGACCCCAGCCUUCUCUGACACCUUCAUCUGUGUAGAGCAGUGAGCAGUGGGUUAUUUAACUCUAAGGAGAGAGGGAAGAAUUCUUCAUUUUAUUGAUUUCUAUAUAGGGUAGCUAUGAGUUGUAAUCAACAGCAAUGGGUUGUUUUUUUUGUUUUUUUAAUUGUAGGUUUAGGUCCCUGGAUGGCGCAGUUUGCACUUUACUAUGUAACCUAAAAGUUGGCAGUUUGAACCUACCUAGCGGCAUCAUGGAAGAAGAGCCUGGCAGUCUGUUUGCGUAAAGAUUACAGCCAAGAAAACCCUAUGGAGCUGUUCUACUCUGUAACACAUGGGGUUACCAUGCAUCAGAAUUGACUCCACGGCAACUGGUUUGGGUUCUUUUUUUAUUGUAAGUUCGCAGCCCUUGAGUGGUGCAAAUGGCUAACACACGGCUGCUAAUGGAAAGGAUAGAGGUUCAAGUCCACCCAGAGGCUCCUCGGAAGAAAGGCCUGGCUCUCUACUGCUGAAAAUCAGCUAAUGAAAACCAUGUGGAUCACAACGGUCUGAUCCACAGAACCAGGGACUGUUUUGUUCUUUUGUGCAUGAGGUCACCAUGAAUCUGGGGCCAACGGCAGCUAACAACAACAAUAUUGUAGGCUUAUUUAACAAAUAUAUAUUGGGUGCUUAUCUAUCUGCACUGUUCUAGGUGUUGAGAAUCACAGCAGUGACCAAGGCAGACCUAACUACAGACCAUCUAGGUGCUAUGAAGGAAACAGUGCUGGAUAGGACUAAAGAACUGCAAAUUUUGUGGAGAAAACAGGGUACUUACACAGUUAUUGGAAAACAUUUAUGUGUAUUGGGACAACUUGAAUACGUGAAUCUACCUUUUUAAUGAUAAAUUUUAUGAAAUAUAAAUAUGGAUCAAGUAUUUCUAAUGAAAGUUGAGAUGUGCUGUAAGUAUAAAAUAUAUACCAGAUUUCAAAGACUUAGUAUGAAAAAUGACUUUUAUAUUGCUUAUAUGUUGAUGUGAUAACAUUUUAUACAUAUUGGGUUAAAUAAAAUAUAU
Messenger RNA from Loxodonta africana (African savanna elephant), 6131 nucleotides. RefSeq names its product centrosomal protein 89 (gene CEP89). Gene Ontology annotation, cellular component: centriole; ciliary transition fiber. Lineage: Eukaryota; Metazoa; Chordata; Mammalia; Proboscidea; Elephantidae. Bases 491 to 2548 code for a protein of 685 amino acids. The record is from RefSeq and is a predicted model, not a curated record. Gene Ontology annotation, biological process: chemical synaptic transmission; cilium assembly; mitochondrion organization. The transcript has 19 exons.